Messenger RNA from Centruroides sculpturatus (bark scorpion), 2425 nucleotides. RefSeq names its product piggyBac transposable element-derived protein 4-like. The record is from RefSeq and is a predicted model, not a curated record. Lineage: Eukaryota; Metazoa; Arthropoda; Arachnida; Scorpiones; Buthidae. Bases 944 to 2425 code for a protein of 493 amino acids. The transcript has 2 exons.
GCCACGCAUUCUUGGAGAUAGUUUGUCAGCUACAAACGUGUACAAGCAAUUGAAAAGUCUUACUUUUUCUGUAACUACAAAACGUUUCUGAUAUCAUUUCUAAAUAUUAUAUAUAUUUGUGAUAGUUUUUCGUAAAACUUUUUAUUCAUAUAAUAAAAUAAAGAUGUUAGAGAGAAGAUAUGUUAUUCAUAUUUCCAUAUAAUUAUUUACAUAAAAAAAACAUUUGUAUAGAAUUUUUGAACGUCUCUGUGCAAUUAUAAAGCAGUUCGACAGGACGACUGCAAUAAAGUGUGUUGUCCGACAUUUCUAAAGAGAUUCUAGUUACCAAUUUAUUGGGCUUGGUAAUUGGAAACUCUUUAGUCUAUUGUCCUGUAAAUAGAAAGGUUUCCGAUAACAUUUCAACUUAUUAUAUAUAUUUGUGACAGUUUAUCGAAACAUUUUCAUGUAUAUUAUGCAAUAAAUAUUUUAGUAGAAAAAUAUAUUUUAGUUAUAUUUUUUUUACAUUUAUUUACGUAUCAAAGCAUUUAUAUAGAACCUUUGAACAUCUGCAAGUAAUUAGUAAUUCUCAGAUGGGGAACCAGCAAUAAAAUAGUUGAUUGGAAAUGUUUAUUGUCCUGUAUGUACAAAGGUUUCCGAAAAUGGAGUUCUCAAUUGUUACCAUUUAUGACUGCAAUAAAAGAUGUCAGAUGAUGGUUCUUAGAAUUUCUGACCCUUUGUUCUUCUUUGAACAAUUCUGUAAUUUUUCUCACUCAUAGUUCUGCUCUUGAGUUGUUCGGUCUGCUUAUUUUGUGUUGAAAAUUUUGAAAUAUUUUUGUGUGCUUUUUUCACUCGUGUUGUUGCUACUUAUCAAGUAAGUUACUUAUCAUUAUAAUACUUUAGGAAAAUAGUUUUCUCGUGCAUAAUAUAAAAGAACGGAUUUUAGAUAAUUUAUUUUGUUGGCAGAAUGUCUUCUGAUUCGGAUAACGAAUAUAUCCCAGGAUCAUCAAGUGAGUCUGAGGGAAGUUGGUCUAGUGCAGUUAGUGGGCUGACGGGAUCGGAUGUAAGCGAUCAGGAAAUAGAUGUGGCAUCCACAUCAAGUACAAAAAGCUGGUGUCCAAUAGAUAUGAACAAUCUACCUUCGGCUCCUCCGCGUUUUCCUUUUGUGGGAAAUCCCGGAAUGACAGUAAACGUUGGGAAUACGUUUGACCCUUUGGAAUAUUUCCAAUUGUUUUUUGAUAUAAAUAUGAUCAAUAAUAUUGUGGAUGAAACAAAUAGAUUCCAUUCUCAACGGCCACAAACAUCACGCAGUAACUGGACACCACUUACUGGAGAAGAAUUUUUUGUGUUCAUUAGUAUAUGUAUAUUACAAGGUAUUAUAAAAAAACCCGAGGAGAGGAUGUAUUGGACAAAAGACGCCAAAUUACACACCCCAUUUUUUGGCAGAGUAAUUUCGAGAAAUAGAUUUAGAAAUAUAAAAAAAAAUUUACAUUUCAUAAGUAAUGACAGUUAUAACCCAGACACACACCCCAAUCCUAAACUGCACAAAAUUUGGCCGAUAAUUGUAGACCUAAAUUCAAAAUUUUCGCGAUUUUAUAUACCGGAAAGAGACAUAUCCAUCGAUGAGAGUUUGUUGCUAUACAAGGGUCGUCUUUCGUGGAAACAAUUCAUUCCUCAGAAACGGUCUCGUUUCGGUGUGAAAUUUUAUAAUUUAUGUGAAUCCUCAUCAGGAUAUUUAUAUAAAUUUCUAAUUUAUACCGGCAAGUCAACUACAUUGGAUGAUAAGUAUAAAAAUAUGCCAGUCAGUUCACUGAUUGUGCUAACGUUAAUUGAUUCGUUGUUAGAUAAGGGCUAUUGUCUAACAACAGAUAGAUUUUACUCUUCCCCACAGUUGGCGGAUUAUCUUGUCACGUGCAAAACGGAUUUUUAUGGAACCGUACGCACAAUAAGACGAGAGAUUCCGCCAGUAAUCCAUAGGCAAAAAUUGAAAAAGGGAGAAACAAUUGCUUUCCAGAGAGGUAAGCUAAUGGUUAUGAAAUGGCAGGACAAGCGAAGUGUAGCUUUACUGUCUACAGUCCACAAUCCUGCCAUGGUAACCACACGAACACAUGCCGGUAAGUCUGUUGUAAAGCCACAGGUCAUUGUCGACUACAACGACACAAUGGGGGGUGUUGACCUGUUAGAUCAACAUCUCCAUGACUAUGCAGUGGCGAGAAAAGGUGGGAAGAAUUACUAUAGAAAAAUAUUUUUUCAUUUAGUAGAUUUUUGUAUAUAUGAUUCUUUUGUGAUGUACAAGAAAAAUGGUGGCCAAAAAACAAAUUUACAAUUUCGACUGACUCUUAUUGAUAGACUAAUAGAAACAUAUCACACCGAAACGAGGGUAACACACCAAAGUCGGCUGAGAACNCCACGCCCCACGUUGGGAAACACUGGUUUGUGGCUAGUGUGA